CAGCAUCCCGUCAGGCUGAGCAGACCACGAAGACACACACACAGACACACUGAAACACUGAGAAGAAGAUCAAGGAAUAUAAGGAAGACAGAGGGCUUUUUGCACUACAGGUCAGCUGCUGAGUCUCGGCUUCAGUGGUCGUGUAUAAUGCGCUUGGCUGAUGAACAGAAAUCACCAGAAGAAGAAAUGAGUUUGGGGGCAGCGUGCAUUUUCUUGCGAGGAGGGAAAAAUGUUUCAAGACAGCUGGCUGAUGAGGAGAUUGAUGAGCUGCGUGAUGCAUUCAAUGAGUUUGAUAAAGACAAGGAUGGGCUGAUCAGCUGUAAGGACCUGGGGAAUCUGAUGAGGACAAUGGGCUACAUGCCCACGGAGAUGGAGCUGAUUGAGCUGAGUCAAAAUAUCAACAUGAACCUUGGUGGAAAAGUGGACUUGGAGGACUUUGUGGAGCUGAUGGCCCCGAAACUUCUGGCAGAAACGGCUGGGAUGAUUGGCAUGAAGGAGCUCAAAGACGCCUUUAAAGAGUUCGACAUGGACGGAGACGGAGAGAUCACAACAGCGGAGCUGCGGUUGGCCAUGACCAAGCUGAUGGGAGAGCACAUGAGCCAAAGGGAGAUAGAUGCCAUUGUAAAAGAAGCAGAUGACAAUGGAGAUGGCACAGUAGACUUUGAAGAGUUCGUCAGAAUGAUGUCCAACCAAUGACAAUCGAGGAGACCAUCAAUCAAGAAAGUACCUUUGCACCUCUACGGACAGGCCUUCAUAUCAAUGCUGUCUCUCUAUAAAUCUCUUUGACAGAUGAACUUAUAUAUUAAGAACAUGUAAUGAUGUUGAAAUUCAAAUAGAAAUGCUGCAGAAAAAAAGUCAAGCAAUGUCAAUUUGUUCUCAGAGAGAAUUUUACAUCUAUGCAAAGAUUGACAAUCAUUUACUGUACUGAGACAUGUUUUAUGAUCAUUGAAAUGAGUGUGAAAACAAAUAGAACCAUCUUAUUUUGUUUGAUAUUUAUUUUAUGUAAAGAAAGUCUUAUUUUGGAUUGUUUUGUUGAAUUGGAUUACAUGUAUGUAUUGCUAAUGGAACAUAUUUUUUCUUUAUUUAAUUAUUCUGACAGUAUUCUAAUCACUGAAACAAUGCUAUAAUGCACAAUUAGAUAUAAAGGUAUAAAAAGAAACUACUUUGUAUAGCAUAUUAACAUAUACAGUAUUAAGCCUGCUUGUUGUAAUGUGUUGACUACAUACUUUAUUUGUGGAUGUAAUCCAACAAUUUAAAUCCUGGUAACAGGUAUUUUCCAGAUAUCUAAAUAAAACACCUAAGUAUAAACUUUG
Perca fluviatilis (European perch) is the source of this 1313-nucleotide messenger RNA. It is a transcript of the gene cabp5a, whose product is annotated as calcium binding protein 5a. The transcript has 7 exons. Bases 148 to 696 code for a protein of 182 amino acids. Lineage: Eukaryota; Metazoa; Chordata; Actinopteri; Perciformes; Percidae. Gene Ontology annotation, molecular function: calcium ion binding. The record is from RefSeq and is a predicted model, not a curated record.